AUGAAUUCAAUGAAAUAUUACAUUAUAUUGGUUCACAUCAUUGUUUUGGCCAAUAGUUUGGCCAACAGUAGCGAUAAAUUGAUUUCCAAUCAAUACUAUGCGCCCAAUUGGGAGUCAAUAGACGCCCGACCGCUGCCCGGUUGGUACGAUAGGGCAAAGGUUGGCAUUUUCAUACACUGGGGUGUCUUCUCUGUGCCAUCGUUUGGCAGCGAAUGGUUUUGGUGGAGUUGGAAGGGAGAGCACGAGGAGGCCUACGACCAGUUCAUGGCGCGUAACUAUUAUCCGGGUUUCACUUACGCCGACUUUGCCCAUCAGUUUACCGCUGAAUUCUAUGACCCCGACUAUUGGGCCGACAUUUUCAAAGCGUCGGGCGCUAAAUACGUGGUACUGACGGCCAAACACCACGAGGGCUACACUAUGUGGCCAUCGAAGACAUCGUUCAGUUGGAAUGCGGUCGAUGUCGGCCCGAAUCGAGACCUUUUGGGUGAUUUGGCCAAAGCUGUCCGCAAAGCGGGUCUACGGUUUGGUGCCUAUCAUUCGUGGUUUGAAUGGUUUAAUCCGUUAUAUAAUGACGAUAAACGCCAUAACUGGACGACUCAGCGCUUCGUCCAAUUUAAAGCGCGGCCAGAACUGGAAGAAUUGGUCAAUACAUACAAACCGGAUGUGAUUUGGUCUGACGGCGAGUGGGAAGCGCUCGACACCUACUGGAAUAGCACCGACUUCUUGGCCUGGCUUUACAACGAGAGUCCCGUGAAAGACACUGUUGUGGUGAAUGACCGGUGGGGUAUAGGCACUUAUUGUAAACAUGGUGGUUUUUAUAGUUGCGCCGAUCGUUACAAUCCGGGUGUACUUCAACUGCACAAAUGGGAGAACGCCAUGACUUUAGACAAGUAUUCGUGGGGUUAUCGACGAGACGCACAGCUCAGCGAUUAUAUAACUACACACGAAUUGGUCACUAUUUUGGCACAAACUGUCAGUUGUGGCGGAAAUCUAUUGAUAAAUAUCGGUCCCACACCUGACGGACGGGUUAUACCCAUAUUUGAGGAGCGUUUACGAGAAUUUGGUUCGUGGCUUGCGGUAAACGGCGAGUCUAUAUACGCGACCAAACCCUGGAAAUACCAAAACGAUACCAUCGCUAACAAUGUUUGGUAUACACAGAGGUGUACGCAUAGGGCGGGCGCUGUGUAUGCGAUAGUACUCGAGUGGCCGCUAAACAAUCGGUUGACUCUCGGAUCCGUUGACAUGAGAAUUGUCGAUACAAUUCAAUUGUUGGGAAUAAAAGGCAAUCUAGUGUUCAAAGGGUCGGGCACUUCAACUGUGGUCACUUUCCCGCAACUUUAUCCCGGAUCGCUAUCGCUCGCGUUUGUUCUCAAAAUUACUACCAAAGUAGCAUUGUACAACCAGUGCAGCAAAAAGUCGGCCAAAUUUGAGUACAUUUUUCGGCUAAAGUGCGGACCCAUUAAGAAGGGGUACGACCGGUACGGAACAGCUCUGAGAAUACAGGUGUUGGGGGUGUCUGACAGACAAUUGGCCGCUUUCACAGUCGAUCCGUCGGUGAUCUCCGCCGCGACCACUGUUGGCACCGAAGAGGGAAGAGAUGUGAAAGAGUUUGUGACCAAAUUCUUAGUGAAACGAAAGCAAGUGAUGACAUCCAUAGUCAGAGUGCGGAUCAACCACUCGAGCAAAGGAUCCCUAUAUGUGAAGACACUGGAGAUACAGACACCCAAUGAGACCAAAGCCAAUGUCGCGUACGUUAACGACUUCAUCGCCAGUCUGUCCGACACUUCGGCGGCAAUCAAACAGACGUAUCCGGCGGCCACUCAAGAGCCGCGUCCGCUCGAGUCGAUGGGCGCCUCGCCAUCGGUGGUGGCGGCCGAAGAACUCUUGACAUUUGUUUGCGACAAAUACCUGUCGAGUGCUUACACUUCACUCGUGUCGAGCGGAGCCGCUGUUAUGGCAUUCAUUCCUCUGGUGUUUGUCUUUAAACUGUGGGUUAAACCCAACGCCGACCCGAAGACUGCCAACUGUUGCAACACUUGUCGAGUGGUUUAUCUGUUUUUCGCGGCACUCAUUGGUCUCGUCGUCGGUGUCUUCGGCGCCGUUUACGCGGCCGUCAAAUGGGAUUCCGGGCUCUGGUUCUGGGCUUUGGCUGUAUUUCUGGCAAACGUUAUAUUCCUAACCAUUUAUCUCCCGAUUCUGUCAAUCAUUGGUUUCUUGUCUUCGGCGCCGUUUACGCGGCCGUCAAAUGGGAUUCUGGGCUCUGGUUCUGGGCUUUGGCUCGAUAGCAAUGAUCAGAAAGUGCCUGAAGUGGACAGAUCUGCACCACCGCCUGCGCGGCCGUCCGCUAAGUCAUCGCAAAAGUUGAAACCCCAGCCCUCGACGACUGCCAUCACUCCGGCGGACGUCUCUGAGAAAGAGAGUGAAAAAUAUCACGAGUUUUUGAUGAAAGAUCACAUGAAAGUGAAAUCCAUUUCACAAUACGGCGGCGUUAAGGACACCAAAGCCAAGGCCGCAGUCACUCCCGGAGCGGACACUAAGACCGACCCAACACAGGCCGACACCGGAGAGAAAUACUAUCAACAGCUGAUGAAGAAUCGCAAAACUGUGAAAUCCAUUUCCAACUAUUGA
Messenger RNA from Medioppia subpectinata, 2628 nucleotides. Lineage: Eukaryota; Metazoa; Arthropoda; Arachnida; Sarcoptiformes; Oppiidae. The record is from the annotation of a GenBank genome assembly.